GAUUUUAAAAAUAAACAAGCAACUUAUUUAUCUAAUCUCGGUCAAAAGGAGACCCUACGAGAAAGACCUUUGAGCUUUGUGUUUGCACUGACCAAAAGCUGGUAGAUUAAUGCAGGCCUAGAAGAAUAUUAAAAAGAACAAUAACAUUAAGUAAAUAUUUAAAUAUUGAAAGUAGGCCUGCCUAAUAAAUGUCAUGCGCCUAUUUAAAAUUUAGCCUUAAAACUAAAAUCAUGACAUUAAUAUUUUGUCUGUGUCAAGCUUGGCUAUUUUUUUAAAAAGUUAAUCAUUCAAUUAUUUCAAUGACCAUAUAUUUAUAUUUAAUCAAAUUUUAAUUUCAUUCAUUAUUUUAUAUUUGGAACAGCUGUGUGGUGGGUGUAGUGAAGACCUAAUGCCUAAUGAAAAUAGGCCUUAAAAAGUACAUUUACAUAGUUAUAAUCUGUACUUGAGUACUGAUGUACUGUAGGCCCUGCCCUAAUUGUAAGCCUACUAGUUAUGUAAACAUAGUUAAUAUAGUAAUUUACAAAAUAAUUGUAUGCUCAGUAGCCAAAUUAAAUAGUAUUAACUAGGUCCUUUAUAUAUACUUCAUAAUUUGCUAUUAAAUCUAAAAACAACCUUAUGCCUACCUUAAACCUUAAUUUAAGUUAAAGUAAGUAUUAUCAAAAUAUUAAUAAUUAAUUAAUAGGCAUAGGUGAACAGUGAAGGUGUAACACUUGUGUUGCGUUUGUCUUUUAUGUAUUAUUAUAAGUAAUAAUACUGGUUAUGGCAUGUAAAAUAUGAAAAAGCUUGUUGAAAUUUUGUCUUAGUAAGACUUAACUUUAGGCAUUUUAGGCGUCAUAAUUUCUUAUUGACUAAUUUGUUCAUUCAUAAUUCAAUUAAAAAUGUUACCAUCAUACUUUGUGGGGAUGAACCCUUGUCCCAGGACGUUUGCCAAUUAUUUCGUGUGAUUUGGAUUAUGCAAAAUAGGUUUUAAUUAAACCAACAAAGUUAGAGCUAGAAAAAUUUAUAUUUAUGCAAGCCCAUCACUUUAACAAGAAGUUAAGCAGCGUAUGCAUAACCUUUCGUCAACAAUAAUUUAUAAAAAUUUCAAUAUGUUUGAAACUUCAAAGUAAUUUCAACUAAGCAUUUUUAAAGCAUAAAAGGUGUGCCUUUUAAUAAUUUUAAUAAAUAGGGGCUUCAAUUAAUUAUGUCAAAAUUUUUUUAAGUGAAUUUUUACAAACAUCCCCCCCCCCCGUAAACAACUGUCAAGCCUUCUAAGACCCCCGAAAUUGUCAAAAAAUUUUUACCCAGUACCCCUGCCAAAAAGCAAAACCUAAAAACAAUAUAAAAGGUUUGUCUUUUAAUAUUUUAAAUAAAUAGGGGCUUCAAUUAAUUAUUUCAAAAUUUUUUUAAGUGAAUUUUUAAAACCCCCCCCCCCCCCCCGUCAACAACUGUCAAGCCUUCUAGGACCCACGAAAUUGUCAAAAAAUUUUUACCCAGUACCCCUGCCAAUAAGCAACACCUAAAAACAACCAAAUGUAUAUGUAACUGACACAUUGAUGUGCUACAACAAACUCUACAAGUUCCAGUCUCAUGCAUUUAGAAUUGCAUCAUAACCAGAGAAAUGUUCCCUGGCAGUCAGUCAACUAUUUUUCGUUCCUGUCCCCUUUUUAUCAUCUAUCAAAUUUGGGUUUCCAUCCCCAAUAGUUAUUAAUUUAACACUACAACUAAUGUCUAGUGACUCCAAACUACAAAACACUUUAAAACUUUUAGUAAAAAUUAUUUUUUAAGUCACGUGAAAGACUUACGCUAAGAUUUAACUUGACUGUAUAUAUCACAGACGCCUUUUUUUUUAUUUCUUAGUUUCCAUAUUUAUUAUGAUCAUGAAAGAACUUAUAAGAAGAAUGGGUGGGCAUGUUAACCUUUUUUUUUUUUAUUUCAGGCUUCAACUUAAGAAAUGGCCACACAAGUCUUAGAUUAUCGUCUUGACAUUGAUGAAAAGAACUUUAAAGCAGAGAGCUAUUUCCCAGGAAUCGCUUAUGAUGAUUAUGACAGAGAAGGUUUACAUUUCAUUCAUAAACGUUAUACUGCUUACACUAAUAUGUAAAGAAUUUUUUUAAAAUAUAUUAUGGUUACAUGAUGCAUGACUUAUAAACUUACCCCUGACAAUUUUUAUCAGUAUUCUUCCAAGUAUUUACUAUGAGUAAUGAGCAAUUUUUAUUUUGAAAAUAAUAGUUUCUUACAAAAUUAAUUAAUUAUGAAGCAUAUUAAAAGAGUAGAAAAGUAUUUGAGAUAAUAUAUUAAAAUGUUACAGAAAGUCUUGUUUGUAAAAUCACUCAGACUUGAUAAAAUUUUGAUUUCAGGAGGCAUAAGUCCAUGGAAGAUCUGCAGAAUGUUUGAAGCUGGGAGAGUGGUCCCAUUUUUACAGGGUAACUUUCUAGAUUACUUGAACCUCUGCUCCAAGAAUUUUGGCAUAUUCGUCCUGGGUGGCGACUACUACUUCGAUUCUUGUUUGUGGGAAGUAACCCGAAGAUAUCAUUAUUUUCCAUACAAAGUAAGCAUGUCGAUGCAAUAAAAUAAGCUUUAAUCAUUUGUGAUCACAAUGGGAGGAAAAUAAAAAUUGCUUUACAAAUUUACUAUUAUAUUUCUCGAUUCUACAUAAUUUGCUUCAAAAUAAAUUAUAUAAAAAUUAUAUCUGACAUUAGAUUUAAAGUUAUUAGUUGUUUAUUGCAGGUCUGCACAACAUAUGGCCCGCUUGGCCGCCCACAAAGUAACGAAAUAUUCUUUAUUAUUAUUAUUUUCUUAAUAGCUUUCCCCAGUCCUAUCAUCUUUUGGCCCGCACAAAAAGUUUUUCAUUAAGUAUUACGGCCAGCACAAGCUUUUCAUAAAUUAUUACGGCUGGCCUUACCUUUUGAAUUGUGCAGGCCUGGUUUAUGGUGAUCUGUAACAAUAUGAAGUUCUAAUUUCAUUUGAUGCAUACAAUAUUUUAAUUCAUAAAUAAGAAAUUGGCACCAUUGGUUGUGGCACCACUUGCUUUAACAGAGGGAAAUAAUUCUAUUUGGGUGAUCAAAAAAAUAUAUUUUUUAAAAUCUUUAAUCUAGUUUUCAUUCAAUGAUUUCUGGGGCAGAAAUACCCUGCAAAAAUAUAUUGAUGAAUGAAAAAAAUAACAGCAAAUACUUUAUAUUGCUGUAAACUGUAACAAUAUAAAUUAAUAAGAUUAAUUUUAAAAGAUAUUACAAAGUAUGCCACCUCGAAUAAUGUCAAUUCUUCAUGUCUAUACAGAUUUCUAUAGAACUGAUAAAUGUGGGUCAGACAUCAAUGACAAUCAGGGAGGUGCUGACCAAUCUACUUGAUAACAAGGAAAUUGCCACAUUCUACGGAACUGUGGUCUACGUGGAUAAACUGGCCAAACGUUCACAGCCCCUGCCCUACUGGCAUAGAACAAAAUACCAAGGUGCUGCGUCCUCUGAGAAAGUUCAGUUAGAUUCUUCUGUCACAAAAGCACCCGAUAAAGCUUUUAAGGUGAAAUUAUGAAACAUUGAAAUGGUCCUUCAUAGUUUUAUUUGAUCUUUCUGGUUUAUGUAAUGUGGUUGUUGAAUGGUAAAUGGUGGUUUGAGGAUAAUGCCAGAAAGUCUGAUUAUUAAUAUGUAUACAGGCAUGCCGUUAGAUGGGAUGGUAAAAUUAUUAUUUUUAAAAUAAAAAUUCAUGGUUUUCCUGUUUAAGGGACAAAAAUUAGUUUCUGAAAAAUCUUAUUUGAUCAAAUCAUGUAAUGCUUUUCUUUUUUGUAAUGAUGUGAAUCAUGAAUAAAUCCAAAUAUUCAAAGCAUGCUAAAUAGAGCCUACCUUUGUCAAUUAGGUAAAAACACUGAUUGCUGCCAGUGACACAGAUCUUAAUGGCCACACAAACCAAGCAAGUUAUGUCAGGUCAGGUUAAUUUCAUGAUGAAACCCUUUUUUGAUAUUAUAGUUUAAUACAGGGAGGAGAAUGUUUCUUUGAUUUAUUAGCAUUUUACUUAAAGACACUUAGGAAAAGUUGGAUUUAAUAAAAUAAUAAUGAGUAUUUCCAACACUUCUUUAUAGCAAAACAAAACCGAAAAAUGCCGCUUUGAAAAAAAAAUGAAUGUUUAAAUCGUGUGAUAUUUUUGCCAUUACUAUCAUCAGAAUUAUAAAGAAGGGGUCACCAGAGACAAGGCAAAUCAUGUAGUCCAAACAUCCUUAAAUUUUGUAUUUACAACAUAAUUGUUUUAAAAAUUGUUAAGAAAUGUUACUAAAAGCUUCUUUUAAAAAAAAAUAUUUAAACCCUCUAUGUAAUGAAAACUUGAUCUGUUUUUUUUCAGAUUUUGUUUAGAUGCAGCAGAGGCUGCUAGACGGGCGAAUCACUUGAAACUCUUAACAAGAGAUAUUUGCAGAUAUCCCAUCCUGAAACUUAGCACCUCGUAUCGAAGAGAGACUUUGGCAGGUGAAGCCAUUACAACUUCAGUGUGGCAGGAUGAUACUACACCCACGGUGAUCCACUUUGCACUACAUUGUGGCGAUACCUUGGCAUUCACUGCAUGUGUGACAUUCAAGCCAAAGGCAUGCUCCAGGCUUUAGCCUUGAUUGAAUUAGUUGACUGAGUUGACAAUAAAAAAACUUACAAUAAGUCCACCAUUAUAAAAUGGUAGAUUUUCAUUUACACAGAAAAAGUCUGGUCUAUGGAUAGAAAUUCAGACAAGUAUUUAUAUCCAGUAUCCCAGCUCAUUCAUUGUUUGAAACAAAUAUGGCGUCACAUAGGCAAUUGGCUUAUUAAUAUCAUAGAAUAUAUGGUGUAACGUCAAUUAACAAAUUCUCAAGAAAUUUUAUUCUUAACAAAUAAAUGCUGAACUCUUUACUAUUUUCUUUUCAAAAACAGCUUUUGAACUGACCAUUUUUAAAAAUGUAACAAAAAUUUUAAAGAUACAUAUUUUUUGGCUUCCUCCUGCCAUUUCUGUUUGGGUCAUUUCAACAUGAAAAAAUUGAAAUAAUUUGAAAUGAAUUGGAUAGCUCUAUGUCGUCUAUAACAUUUUAAAAAACUUAAAUAUUUAAAAUUGUGAUUUAAAAGAAAAUAAAAUGGGUUCGAAGGACGUAAUAUUACAUAAAAAUUGUAUCGAAGCAGCAUUGAUCUCACAUGCUAUUCAUAUCAUUUUUUUAUUCUCUCUACCCAAACAAUAUGCAUUACAUUCAUACACUCGUUUUAACCCAAAAGAGACAAACUGAAUGUAUGUUCCAAAAACAUUCAUUAUGACGUGCUGAAACCAGCACCGAAUGUCUUGUAUCUAUCCGAAUGUCUUGUAUCUCUAUACCUUUUUAGGUUUAAUUCUCAAAUUCAAAAUUAAAAAGUGUUGAAUGAAUAAAUUUAAAAAGUUGCACACAUUUUUGACUUGUCCUUAUUUUUAUAAUGUUUUUAGUAGGUUUAUUUUAUUAAAUUAUUCUGGUUAACUUACUUAAAGCAGUCAGUUUCUAAAUAUUAUUAAACAAGGGCUUGUUGAAAUGAAGUGACAGAUGACAAUGAAACCAAAGUUUCUUUUUUCAACCUUAGUUUACUUAAAUGGUUAGAAAGGGACUUUCUAAUCUCUCUGGGUGACAUUGACCAAAUAAUUCCAAGAAAUUAAAAUUUGUUCCACUGUUUAACUUACUGCUUAUAAAAUGAGUAGAUUUUGAUUUUAAGCAACAUCUCAAGUCAUCAAAGAUGAAAAGAAAUAAAACAAAUGAGAACAGCAAUACCUCAAAGUUGUGCUGUGUAUGGUUCGGGCGUAAGUCGUAAGUGGACAUAGCUGAAGUCGGGAUAAAGAUGGACCUACAUACUCCUCUGACAUAAUUUAAUUAUGCC
Messenger RNA from Lymnaea stagnalis (great pond snail), 5822 nucleotides. Lineage: Eukaryota; Metazoa; Mollusca; Gastropoda; Lymnaeidae. The record is from the annotation of a GenBank genome assembly.